AAAAAAAAUUAUAAUAAAAUCAUUAGUGGGUUUCAGCCCAUCCAGACACCUGUCAUUAUCCUCUUGUAAGUCCGUGCGGACCUGCUCGGACCUGUGCGGUGGUCUGAACCGGUUCCGUCGUCCCAAUGUGACCUGCGUCCGCCAUAUCAUCUCGACAGGGCAGCACGCGCGCAACAUCCCCGACCAGGAGCGCGAGCGCGAGCGCGCGCCGCUUAUCAGAGGAACGACACACUCCAACCGGACGGUGUAAAAGUCACUUCGACCGAAAGCCUGCAACUGCGGCAAAGAGGUGAAAAUGGCUGAGGAAAUUCAGACCAAACUUGAGAAUUACCGCACUGCUCCAUUUGACGCCAGGUUCCCCAACCAGAACCAGACCAGGAACUGCUGGUCCAAUUACCUGGACUACCACCGCUGCCAAAAAGCCCUGGACGCCAAAGGAGUAGACACUGCCCCAUGUGACUGGUACAAGAGGGUCUAUAAAUCUCUUUGCCCCCUAUCCUGGGUCCAGAAAUGGGAUGAUCAGCGAGAGGAGGGUAACUUUCCUGGAAAGAUCUAACUCUGACAUCUGCAAAGCUGUCUCGUCUGUAAAGAUGUAAUCUUUGCAGCUGAAUGUUUCUAAAAGUGGCACAUUUCCACUACUAAUGCUCUGUCCCAGCAGCAGACAUAAACCGAAUGGUCAUUCCUUCCAAAUACCAUGAAAUGUACAGCAGAUUCUGCAUUAAAAAUUCUCAGGAUAUAUUUAUGGAGCUUAUCUGUCUGUGUCAAUUUUCCUUUUUAAAAGGCUUGUUCUGCUUUUGAACACAUGAUAUAAGGGGCCGUAUUUGGGAUAAGUUUAUGAAUGCUUCUGGAUAAAAUGAAGAUAUGAGGUCUAAAUAGAAAUACAGGUUUAGAUCUCUUAUAUGGCCUGCUCAUGCUUUCACAUUUAGAUGUCGACUUUAUUAAGAGAAAGAAGCUGUUUUUAUCCAGAAAAA
Molecule: messenger RNA, 971 nt
Organism: Menidia menidia (Atlantic silverside)
Lineage: Eukaryota; Metazoa; Chordata; Actinopteri; Atheriniformes; Atherinopsidae
Source: the annotation of a GenBank genome assembly